AGUAGUUAGCUGUUCGUAGUUAUUUACUUACUAUUUAAAGCUAAUGCUUUCUGAACUGUUAGCUUGCUGGAUGAAUUUCUGGCUUUAGCUCGAGUUUAUAGAAAAGUUUCACCUUUUUAUUGUUAUGUUUUACUACAUAAAUGUGUAAUAAUGUAUAAUUUGGUGAUUAGGAGCCUGUCAGUGUUGCUGGAGGACAAAAAGAGGACAUUUGUCAGGUUUUAUUCAGUGAGAUUAUUUUAAAGUGCAGUUAUGGUGCUGAAGAUUUUCUUCCCACGAUGCUGUAACAUGGCUGACAGCGGUCUGCUCCUGGGUCGCUGGAUCCCAGGACAGGACACCGCUGUGGUGCUGGCUGUCAUUCACUACCCCUUCAUACCCGGCCAUGUGAAGAAGUACCUGUGCGAGCUGCGCAGCCAAAUUCACCUGGAUCUGACCGUUCUGGGGUCAUGGAGCUUGUCCAAGGAUGGUCAGAAGGAAACGGACGGCUUCUUGAAGGACCUCAGCACCAUCUUCACUCACUCACGCUGGCUGCAGCUGAGCCGCCAGCCUGGCAAGAAAGGCUUCGCUUGUGAGGUGGUGUGCAAAAACGGCCACACACCACCAAGCGAGGAGGAAGACAAAAUCAUCUUUGUUCAUUAUGAUCAGAGGAAGGUUAUGCUCUCAAAGCUUCAUCCUGUCCAUGAAAAUGGUGCUGAUGUGGAGUCUUCAGAGCUACGUGCGGUUUUCCACACGGUUUCCCAAAGCGAGCCGCUGUUCCUCCUCGACAGAUACGACGAUGGGCCGCUGAAGCUGACACACUGGCAGUCGGACGGCAGGGAGGCGAGCAUUAUCAUGGAACUGGUCAAACAGGCCUCCGUUCCCGUCUGCAUGCUGCUCACCAUCCUGGUGUGUUGGUGGAAGUGGCUGUGGAGCUUGAGGGUUCUGAAUAUUUGGCCGGUCCGCUUUAUUUCCAGCAAGUUGUCCACGUGCGUUCAGGCAGUACACAGGACAGAUCAUUUUCAGACUGUCUUCUCUACUCGGAAAGCCACGACACACACAGACUUCAUGAGGAAGGCGAACAUGUUUGUGUCCUUCUUUAUGGAUAUAGCUCUGGGACUACUGCUGAUCUCUUGGCUCUACAGAGAGAAUCGUAUCAGCCAGCUAGCUAACACCUUAGUGCCGGUUGCCGAUCAUGUAGCCAAGGAGCUGCAGGAUCUGCUGGAGUGGCUGAUGGGCGCCCCCGCUGGUCUGAAGAUGAAUCGAGCGCUCGACGAGGUUUUAGGGAGAUUCUUCCUCUACCAUAUUCAUCUGUGGAUCAGCUACAUCCGUCUGAUGUCUCCAUUUAUUGAAAUGAUCCUGUGGUACGUCGGACUGUCCGCCUGCCUGGGCUUGACCUUUGCCCUUUCUGUGCUGUCGGACAUUGUGGCGCUUCUGACCUUCCACAUCUACUGCUUUUAUGUGUAUGGAGCCAGGCUCUACUGCCUUAAGAUCUACGGCUUGACGUCUCUCUGGAGGCUUUUCCGUGGAAAAAAGUGGAAUGUCCUGAGACAGCGUGUGGACUCCUGCUCCUACGACCUGGACCAGUUGUUUCUCGGGACUCUGUUCUUCACCGUCCUGUUGUUUUUGCUUCCCACCACCGCUCUCUAUUACCUGGUCUUUACUCUGCUGCGGUUAGUGGUGGUGAUGUUCCAGGGUUUGAUCCACCUCAGUGUAGACUUCAUCAACUCCUUCCCAUUGUUCGCCAUGGGGCUGCGUGUGUGCAGGCCGUACAGACUGGCCGAGGGAGUGAAGUUCUGUGUGUUGCAUGAAGAACCUGGUGCUCCACUUCACCUGAUGAUGGAGAUUAACCCUCUGCGGUGCAGUACAGUGCUGCAGUGUUAUCGUUUCGAAACAUCUGGCUGCUCAUCCAGAGACUCGUGGCUCACUUUGUGUAAGAAGCUUUUUGUUGGAGAGCUCAUUUACCCCUGGAGGCAGAAAAGCACCAAGACUGAUUGAACCACAGCCGAGAUUCUCCUGAGCUCUACAGCACACCCCACGACCCCACGAGCGGUCCGAUGACAUGCUGACUUCCUGCACUCGCUGUCUAAGGUGGAAUUGGUGGUGUUUUUUUUUUUUUUUUUAACUCUCUCUCUCUCAUGGUCUGUUUUUUUCUCACUCCAGCAUCACUACUUAAUAUUUUAACCCUAGUCUUAAUAAAUGCUGACAAAAAUCAAGAUUUUGAUUGUUUUUAUAAUAUCUUGUUGAUUCUACAUUAUUUUGGUACAUUUAAUAAGUCAGCAGUUUUGUGUACAGAUUAAAAUAAUAAUGAAACAAUAAUGUAGUGAUUUAGUGAUUAUGAGGUCGACUAAACAAAUGACCCGUCCUGAUUCAUGCACCUUAGUGAUUUGUUUAAUUAUCUUCAGUUGUCGUGUUAAUCAGAGACGCGUUAUCAUAUUAAUAGAGCCGAACAAUUCUGUCAAAUUAAAUAAUUCCCAACUGAUUUAUGUUUGUAUUAUAACAUCUAUAUAAAGCGAUUAUGCAGCAAA
This is a messenger RNA of Tachysurus vachellii, 2501 nucleotides long. RefSeq names its product phosphatidylinositol glycan anchor biosynthesis, class Q (gene pigq). Bases 250 to 1971 code for a protein of 573 amino acids. NCBI's taxonomy places the organism in Eukaryota, Metazoa, Chordata, Actinopteri, Siluriformes, Bagridae. Gene Ontology annotation, cellular component: endoplasmic reticulum; membrane. The transcript has 11 exons. Gene Ontology annotation, biological process: GPI anchor biosynthetic process. The record is from RefSeq and is a predicted model, not a curated record.